Acanthosepion pharaonis is the source of this 2148-nucleotide messenger RNA. NCBI's taxonomy places the organism in Eukaryota, Metazoa, Mollusca, Cephalopoda, Sepiida, Sepiidae. The record is from the annotation of a GenBank genome assembly.
AUGAAUGGGGCUUUUAAGAUUAAAUUAUAUUGUGCCAUUAUUCAUGAUAUCAAGUUCACUUUCUCACUGGCUCUCACCCUAACUCUUUCUCUCUCACCCGUUUCCAUAAAAGUCCUAAUCACUCCCCCUCUGUAUUUUCUUUUUCCUCUUUAUCUCUCUUUCUCUCAACUCCUCUUCAUUCUCUCUCUUUACUUUCUCUUUUCACUUUCAUUCUCUCUCUUUUAUCUCCCUCUCUCUCUCUCUUACUCAGUAAAUCUCAUACAACACCCGCUCACAUUAUUGUUAUUUUAUCUUUUUCUCUCCUCUCUCUCUUUCAGUCGUUUCCAUAAAAGUCCCGUUCACCCCACUCUGUAUUUUCUAUUUCCUCUUUAUCUAUCUUUCUCUCUCUCUCUUUCUCCAACUAUUCUUCUCUCUCUCUCUCUCUCAGUUUACUUUCUCGUUCUCUCUUUCCUUCUAUCUUAUAAAACUUCGUUCCCUUUCUUCAUUUUUCACGUUUUGUCUUUCUCUGUCUCUCUUCUUACCCAAUAUAUGCAAUUUUCUCUAUCUCUCCCCCCCUCUCCCCUUCUCUCCCCUUCUCCCCUCUCCCCUCUCCCCCUUCUCCCCCCUCCCCCCUAUCUCCCCCCUCCCCUUUCCUUCCCUCUCCCCUCUCUCCCCUCUCUCUCCCCCUCUCUCUCUUUACGUUCUCUGGUCAAUUUCUCUUUCUCAUUGUUUCUCUCUCAUUCGCUCUCUCGCUCUCCUCUCUCUCUUUCAGGCGUUUCCAUAAAACUCCCAUUCACUCCCCCUCUGUAUUUUCUAUUUCCUCUUUAUCUCUCUUUCUCUCUCUCCAACUUCUCUUCACUCUCUCUCUCUCUUUACUUUCUCUUUUCACUUUCUUUCUCUCUCUUUUCUCUCUCUCUUUCUCUUACUCAUAACUCUCAUACAAUGCCCGUUCUCUCUCUUUCUCUAUUUUCCUUGUUUACUUUCUCUCUCUUAUACAACACUCGCUUCCCCUCUCUAUUUAUUUUCUGUGUUUCUCUCUUUCCCUGUCUCCCUCUUACUCAACAACCGUCAUACGACUCCUAUUUUGUCUUUCUUAAAUUUGUUCUUUUUCUCUUUUUCUUAAUAACUCUCUCAAUAUCUCAAUUUAGUCAACAUGAAACUCCUCUCUCUCUCUCUCUCUCUCUCUCUCUCUUUAUUUCCUUCUUUUUUCCUCUCUCCCUCUCUCUUACUCAAUAUCUAUCAUACAACUUCCAUUUUUUACCUCUCUCUAUUUUCAUUGUUCGUUUCUCUCUUUCUCCCCCUUUCUUACUCAGUAUCUAUCAAACAACUUUUGUUCUCUCCCUCGCUUCAUUUUCUUGGUUCACUUUCUCUCUCUAUCUUGUUCUAACUCCCUCUCUUAAUUUACUGUGUUCAUCUUUUUGCUUCUCCCCUCUCUCUCUCUCUCUCUCUCUCUCAAUGUCUUUCUUGAUUAAUACCACAUACAACUCCCGCCUCUCUCUCUGCUUUUCUAUGUUCACCAUAUCUAUCUAUCUAUCUAUCUAUCUAUUAUCUAUCUAUGUUCACAUCUGUCUAUGUAUUCUUUAUCUAUCUAUCUAUCUAUCUAUCUAUCUAUCUAUCUAUCUAUCCAUCUAUUCUGUUCCUGUCUAUCUAUCUAUCUAUCUAUCUAUGUCUGUUUCUUAUCUAUCUAUCCAUCUAUCUAUCCAUCUAUCUAUCUAUCUAUGUCUGUUCACAGCUAUCUAUCUAUCUAUCUAUCUAUGUCUCUAUCUAUCUAUCUAUCUAUCUAUCAUAUAUCUCUUUUAUCUGUUCUAUGUCUAUCUAUCUAUCUAUCUAUCUAUCUAUCUAUGUCUGUUCACAUCUGUCUAUGUAUAUUAUCUUAUCUUCUUAUCUAUCUAUCUAUCUAUCUAUCUAUCUAUCUAUCUAUAUCUGUUCUAUCUAUGUCUGUUUAUCUGUCUAUCUGUAUUCUUAUCUAUCUAUCUAUCUAUCUAUCUAUCUAUCUAUCUAUGUCUGUUCACAUCUGUCUAUGUAUGUUCUUAUCUAUCUAUCUAUCUAUCUAUCUAUCUAUCUAUGUCUGUUCACAUCUGUCUAUGUCUGUUCUUAUCUAUCUAUCUAUCUAUCUAUCUAUCUAUCUAUCUAUCUCUCACACAUACACACUCAUUCUUUCUCACUUGA